This is a messenger RNA of Amaranthus tricolor (Joseph's coat), 2635 nucleotides long. RefSeq lists its product as uncharacterized. Lineage: Eukaryota; Viridiplantae; Streptophyta; Magnoliopsida; Caryophyllales; Amaranthaceae. The record is from RefSeq and is a predicted model, not a curated record. The transcript has 2 exons. Gene Ontology annotation, molecular function: mRNA binding; protein binding. Bases 149 to 2293 code for a protein of 714 amino acids.
CUUUCAAGACCGGUUUUAUACCCAUCGGCCAAAAUUUAAAACGAAAGGGUUCAAUGAUUUCAGGUUUCCCGCUUAACAAAUAAACAGAAAUCCAACCUUCAGAUUUCACAUUCUCUUAGCUUUGAAUUUCUUUUUUGAGUUUCCAACAAUGGCGUCCACAACAUUAAGGCUCAUUAUAGAAAAGGGUCCUCGUAAAGGUGAAUCCCUAGAAUUCACCCCAAGAUCAACAGUUCGAAUCGGCCGACUUAUGAAAGGCAAUAAUUUACAAAUCAAAGAUUCAGGUAUUUCUUCCAAACACCUUGAAAUUAAAUUUAAUCCUGCUUCUGGGAAAUGGGUGGUUACAGAUCUUGAUUCUUCUAAUGGUACUUUUUUGAACUCUGUUAAGCUUGAUUCUCUUACUCCAUUUAAUGUUGGUAAUGGAGAUGAUGUUAAAAUUGGUGAACUUACGUCAUUUAGGGUUGAAAUUGUUGAGUUUAAAGAAGGCGUUAGUACUCGUAAAAACCGUAGGAGACUAGUCGAUUCGAAGAUUGGUACUGAAUUGAAGGGUAAGGUUGAGGAGGACUUAAAAUUGGGAGGAAUUGUUGAAAUUACCGAGGAAAUUGUUAAUCGUAAAAACCCUAGACGAAGGGGGGCGUCUAAAACUUUAGCUAAUUUGGGUGAAAAUGUUGAAAGUGGAGAAGAAGUUGAUAAUCGUAGAAACCCUAGACGAAGGGGGGCGUCUAAAAAUUGUGUCAAUUUGGGGGGUAAGGUUGAGGAGAGUUCAAAUCUGGGUGAAAAUGUUGAAAGUGGAGAAGAAAUUGAUAAUCGUAGGUAUCCUAGACGACGAGCUGCUUCUAGAACUUGUGCUAAUUUGGGGAGCAAGGUCAAGAAGGGUUUAACAGAGGAGGAAGUUGAAUUUAAAGAAGAGAUCUAUAAUGGUAGAAACUCGAGGAGGCAAGGGGCUUCUAGUACGGGUCAUGAUUUGAGGGGAAGUUUGGAGGAAGAUAGUUAUUCUAUCGUUGGGGAUUCCAAGGAAGAAAAUGUGGAAAGGGAGGUUGAAGGUAAUCGGGGACGACAUGGCAGAGGGAGGACUAAGAAAGCAAGUACUUUAGAAGAUGAGAAUGCUGAACAUGCUAUGUUGAAGGAGGUAGGUGUGAACCUAAGCGUGGUUGAAAAGAAGACAACGAAAGGUCGUGGGCGGAAGAAAAAAGUGGAUGCUGAGUGUUUGGAUGCUGUUAUGGAAGAGAAGAUGAAUGGAGAAGUGGUAGAAAAACAAGUUCCUGCAAUGGUGAUAGAAUUGAGUGAGCAGCUAUGUAAUGAACCAUCAGUUCCUGCUUCUGAGAUAAACGUAUUUGAUGACACGAAUAAUGAGCAGUUUGUGGCAGUGGAAGUGUUGGAAAAAGAAGUGCUCGGUGAAGGGGAAUGUGCGAGUAAUCAACAAUGCAAAGAACAAGUAGUUGCUGCUUCUGAGCCAGAGGUAACUGAUGCUACUGAGAAUGAGCAGAUUAUGAAAGUGGCACUGCUAGAAAGCGAAGUUCUUGAAGAGGUAUUAGGUUUGAGAGAACAAUUACAUGAAGAACCAGUACUUGCUGUUUCCGAGCAGAUUGUACUUCAUGAUACGAAGAACGAUCAUUCUAAGGGCGCUGAGAUUUUGAAUAACGAAGUUCCUAAAAAGGCGGUAGAUUUGAGAGAGCAGCCACAUGAAGAACCAAUAGUUAUUGCUUAUGAGCCAAACAUAGUGGAUAAUGAGCAGAAUGAGCAGUUAAUGAAAUUGAGAUUUUCCAAAGAGGAAUGUGUUCUAUCUGUCAGUGAGCAGCCUCAUGUAGAAUUGACGGAUGAAAUCAAUCAGCAGGAUGACUCUGUUGCCAUGAAUAAGAGUGAGAAGCAUUGUUUAGAACUGACGGUAGACUAUAAUCAGCUGGAAAAUUGUGUUGCUUCAGAUGUGAAUGAGCAGCUUUGUGCAGAAUUCAUUGAUGAACCUAAUCAGAAGGAUACCUUUGUGUUGGGCUCUUCUCUCGUUGAGGGAGUCGUUCGUGAUGCGGUGUCUGAUGAUGAGAAAGUUGAAGAUUCGGACAUUGAAGAGCUUAAUACAGAGUCAGAGGCUAAGUAUUAUAGCUCAAGCACGUUCCCAGAGACAGAUAAAGAGCCUGAUAUGGAAAAAAUGACUUUAGAGGAUUGGUUGAAGUAUUUGGAAGUCCAUUUGCCUAAGCAGAUUUAUGCAACAGCAGAUGAGGUCGUUGGACACAUGCGAAAACAAGCUAUACGAGUGGAAGACUUCGUAUUGCAGCAGCAGAAAGAGAAAAGCAAACUUUAGUAAGUUUCAGAAAAGGCAAGGAGCUAAAUCGAAUACGGAAACUGGAUAGAAGCCACACAUGCACACCCCGUUUCUGCUAUGAUUGCUAGCUUCGUACGUGUAAGGUUAGAAUACCAAGUCGAGAAAUCCAGCAUCUUGAAGCAUUUACCAAGAACGGAGACCUAAUAUGAGGCAGUCGUAGCAUGUGUUUUACUGUCUUAAGGUUGCAUAAUUAUGCUAUCGAAUCAUUCGAAGCAAAAUUUGUAUAUUUUGAUACUUUUGCUUAUAAUGCAGCAAUAUAUGUUGAUGAAUCAUUUGAAUCUGUUAAUGAAGAUGCAAGAAAUAUAUAUGCUGAUAGUCUGA